Molecule: messenger RNA, 959 nt
Organism: Artibeus jamaicensis (Jamaican fruit-eating bat)
Lineage: Eukaryota; Metazoa; Chordata; Mammalia; Chiroptera; Phyllostomidae
Product: testin-like
Molecular function (GO): zinc ion binding
Source: RefSeq, a predicted model, not a curated record
AUGGGCUCACCUGUCCAGAAUCAGGCAUUGGCCAGGCAGUACAUGCAGAUGCUGCCCAAGGAGAAGCAGCCAGUGGCAGGCUCAGAGGGGGCACAGUACCGGAAGAAGCAGCUGGCCAAACAGCUCCCUGUCCACGACCAGGACAAGUGCCACGAGUUGUCUCCCAAAGAAGUGAAGGAGAUGGAGCAGUUUGUGAAGAAAUACAAGAGUGAGGCUCUGGGAGUAGGAGAUGUCAAACUUCCCCAUGAGAUGGAUGCUCAAGCCUCCAACAGAAUGUACAUCCCUGGUGGAGACAGAAACACCACAGCAGCGGUGGGGACCGGGGAGGACAAAUCAGCCGAACACAAAAGAACUCAGUAUUCCUGCUACUGCUGAAAACUGAGUAUGAAGGAAGGUGACCCAGCCAUCUAUGCUGAAAGGGCUGGCUACGAUAUACUAUGGCACCCAGCUUGUUUCAUGUGCAGUACCUGCCAUGAGCUCCUGGUCGACAUGAUUUAUUUCUGGAAGAAUGGGAAGCUAUACUGUGGCAGACAUUACUGUGACAGUGAAAAACCCCGAUGUGCUGGCUGUGAUGAGCUGAUAUUCAGCAAUGAGUAUACCCAGGCAGAAAACCAAAAUUGGCAUCUGAAACACUUCUGCUGCUUUGACUGCGACAACAUCCUAGCUGGGGAAAUAUAUGUGAUGGUCAGUGACAAGCCCGUGUGCAAGCCCUGCUAUGUGAAGAAUCAUGCUGUGGUAUGUCAAGGAUGCCAUAAUGCCAUUGAUCCUGAAGUGCAGCGGGUGACCUACAACAAUUUCAGCUGGCAUGCAUCCACAGAGUGUUUCCUGUGUUCCUGCUGCAGCAAGUGUCUCAUUGGGCAGAGGUUCAUGCCAGUAGAAGGCAUGGUUUUCUGUUCAGUGGAGUGUAAGAAGAUGAUGUCUUAAGAGGAGAGCACCGAUCAGUAUUGAGCCAUAGCUAU